Chelmon rostratus (copperband butterflyfish) is the source of this 4067-nucleotide messenger RNA. It is a transcript of the gene dalrd3, whose product is annotated as DALR anticodon binding domain containing 3. The transcript has 13 exons. The record is from RefSeq and is a predicted model, not a curated record. The coding region runs from base 192 to 1913 and encodes 573 amino acids. Lineage: Eukaryota; Metazoa; Chordata; Actinopteri; Chaetodontiformes; Chaetodontidae. Gene Ontology annotation, molecular function: tRNA binding; ATP binding; arginine-tRNA ligase activity. Gene Ontology annotation, biological process: arginyl-tRNA aminoacylation; tRNA C3-cytosine methylation.
AAAGCCAAUGCAGUCCUCGUUUACGCCAAACAUCUGACAUCGACCAGUGAUUAACCGCACGGCUGGAGACUGGCAUGUAAUUCGACUGCGUUGAAGCUUAGCACAGCCUGUGUCAGCACCGGAGGAUAUGUGCAAGGAGUGGAUGUGUUGAUAGCCUCGCAGUGACCUCACCUGUUUGUGUUGUGGUGGUGAUGGAGAAUAUCGAGGAGUCUUCGCCCCUCCGGAUCACCCCGACCGUCCGGGCGCUGAGCUCCGCACUGCGGGGAAAGCGUGACAAUGUGCCCGAACCCAGACGGGAAAACGGCGACAGGAUAUUCCCAGAACCGGAGAAGCUGUGGUUCAAGGAGAGCAGCGCUAAAAAUCUGCGUAACAGGGACUUCUUGUCGCCGACCACGAUGCUUAACACGCUGUAUGCGGACGGACAGGUCCCUCCAGCAGUGAUGUCCAGGGUCCUGUCCCUCUGUGGCAGUGGAGUUCUCCCAGUGGCUGGUGGGGAGGUGAUGGGUGAGGGGCUGAGGGUGAGGGUGGAUCGAGCUGCAGCUUUCAGGGCUGUCCUGGCAGGUGGAGCCACAGAGUAUCUGAAGCCCUCAAGUCAGAGGCAAGGCUGUGUGGUGCUCAACUGCCCCGCACUGCAUCCUAAACCCAACACACCCACCCCUGAUACACUGACUCUGGGCCAGCUGAGGACUGUUCUGCUGGCUGACCACAUGGGGGCGCUGUUGAGAAGACAGGGAUUUGCAGUGUCUUAUUGCCCCACGCUUCCCGAAGACAGCGACAUCAUCACCUUUCUCCGAGCUCUCGGCAUCGAUUGGCCGACAGCCCCAGCCAAUUGGACCAAUGAGGAACGGGAGGAGAAAAUUCAGGAGGCGCUGGAGAACUCCCCCUACAAGGAGAGGGAAACAGAGAGAGGCAGGAGGACCAGUGGAGGAGGAGGAGGAGGAGGAAGGAAGGUGGAGGAAGGGGAGAAUGAGGGAGCGCUGAGGGUCAACUUGAAAAGAGUGUUCCAGGAGGAGGGGUUGCUGGGAUAUGACCCCAGCCUCGGCACCUGCACAGUACACAGAGACAGUGUUUCCCACCUGGCGCAACUGGACCUAGCCACAGCCGACUGCACAGUAGCCAUGGCAACAGCGUUACAUGUGACUUCCUGUCAGGAUGAGUUUCGCCAGCAGCAGAUGGCAGUGUUGUGGAGAGCCAGUGGAGCAACACACACGCAGAGACAUCUGGUGUGUGGGCCUGUGAAGACUCCUGGUUCUCACCUCACUGCUGCACAGUACCUACAGCUGCGAAGAGGUCAGAUGAAGGAAGCCUCAGAGAUGAAAUAUGGAGAUCAAGUAGAAGGUCAGACAUGGGAUGACAUCAUCAGGGUCAUGACCUCUGCCACUGUCAGAUUUGAGCUGCUGUCAACGGUCCACACAAGUCCCGUGACACUGGACGUCCAGAGGGAAGGCGGCGUGUCCACCAAAGGCCCGAGAGGAGGAGUGUUCGUCAUGUACAACUGUGCCAGACUGCACACGCUGUUCGACAGCUACGAGAGAGGAGUGGAGAAGGGUCUAUACCCAGAAAUCCCUGAAGGCUCCCAGCUAGACUUCUCCGCUCUGAAAGAAGAGGGCGAGUGGCUUCUCCUCUUCAAUUACCUCAUUCCUUUCUCUGAGCUGCUGGACCAAUCAGGGCAAGCUUUAGACUGUGAAGGGGGAGGGGCCAGAGUCAAUAUUAAGACUGAGCAGAUCUGUAAAUUUCUCGUGUCUCUCAGUAAAGACUUCAGCUCCUACUACAACAGAGUCCAUGUGCUGGGGGAGCCGUUGCCUCAUCUCUUCAACCAGAUGUUUUGUCGUCUGUAUCUGUUACGAGCGUUGCGAGAGCUCUACCACAGCGCUCUGGACACCCUUAACCUGCCCCCCAUCAGGCAGCUAUAGCCUCGGCGUAAUUCAAUCGUCCUGUGAUCACUGUUAGCCCUACCACCCCACCCAUCACACAAACACACACACAUGCACACACGCAUGUUUUGCAAUUGUAGCUUCACCACGUACACACUUCAUUUAGCAAUGACAAUGUGUCCAGAUAAAUAUGACCGCCGACAGCCGGUUAGCUUAGCUAAGCAUAAAGAACAGCUAGCCUGCCUCUGUCCAAAGGUAACAGGAGCCACCAACCAGUAUCUUUAAAGCUCACUAAUUAGCAUGUUGCAUGUUGCACAAACCUGAAGUGUGAAAAUGUUUCAAGGGAGGUUAUGACUCAUAACCAUGUGUGCCAUAGAGACUCCACGAAGUUAACAGUCCUGGUCGAGAAAUCGUCCAACACAUAACCCUCUUUGAAAUGCUGAAAUGUUGUUUUGAUGCUUGGUUUGUAGGUAUGUUAGCUAAUUACUGAGCUUUAGAGGUGCUGUCAGGUUGAUUUAAUUUCCUUUGGACAGAGCCAGGCUAGCUGUUUCCCGCUGCUUCCAGUCUGUAUGCUAAGCUAAGAUAACCAGCUGCUCAUAUUUACUGUACAUAUUUGAGAGUUGUCUUAUCCCUUAACUCGCAGUAAGGACGGAAAUGAGCACAUUUGUGAGCACACUCCACAAAUGUGGAGUAUUCCUUUAAAUUAUAGUAGGAUGAACAUACCAGGUGUUAUUUUAAGCCAGACGGUCCCUCUCUCAGUGUCUGAGUGCGAGGAUGGGAUGCCUUUUUUUUUUUUUUUUUUUAAGCCCUAAUGUGUAAUUUUUAAAUUCCACUCUAAACACGUUACCGUACGGUACAUUUAUAUGCCUUUUGACUUAAGCAGACACAUGAGGCUUUUUCAAUGAUGGUGCCAAGAUCCCAGCAGUAGUCAAGACGUCCCAUCUAAACCGUAGUAAGACCUAUUAGACUUUCUAAAUGGCCUCAUUAUUAUCACAGUACCCCCCUGCUUAGUGUCGCUGAAAGUCUCCCCUCUUUUAAACACAUAUUAAGUGUCUUAGCCAGGGCCUCAAGACAUUUGUUUUUACUUCUCAAUAAGCCUUGUUAAACUGUUGAAGGUCCCAUUUCAUGUGUGUUUCCCACCUUGCAUUUAUCAAUACCACAGGAAUAUUUAUUGUCUGUACAGAAUAUUUAUUCCACAUACGAGUCUUAAUUGCUGUGUUCAUACUAUUAUUCAGAGCCCUCUGAUUAAUCACAGUCAUCCUCUUUGACAAAUCAAUACAUAUGUACCAGAUGUAACAGGUGUUCAUAAGUUAUUGACACAACCCAUGCAUUAGCAGCAUUUAGGGCAUCGUGCCAUAACGUUAGGAAAUGCAUGACAUGGCAUGAAAAUAAUAUAUAUGAAGAGUUUUAUGCCAAAAAAUGAUAUUUAUAAAUUUUGGUAUGGGGAAAUAAUGACCUAAAAAGUGUUGCCAUUUCAGUUAAUGACCGUCUGUUUGUGCCAUAGCUCGUUUGAACUUUCCGUUUCACGUUAUUUUGUAAGGUUGUUUUUUUUUUUUAAAGUGAAUAUCUCAUGUUGGAAGAAAAUAGUUAGUACACAAAGUACACAAGUAUCAGAUAUCUUUCAAACACACCACUCACUGCACGAAAUGUUGUUUGAUCCCUGCAAAUGUUGCUUGUCCCUGAAUGGGCUGUGGAUUAUUUUAAAUGGACUUUUUUUGAACAUUUUAUUUCCUACAGAAAAGGAAUUAGGAUGUUUAUAAUAUGCUGAUAUAUCUACAGUGACUGUCUUGUUAUCCACGGAUGUAAUGUAUUAAAGCAGGAGAGAUGCAGAAUGAGGGACUUUGAUAUUUUCCUUUCUUUGUAACUGUAAUCAGAUGGACUGUAUAUAAUAUAUACAGUGUGUUCACUUUAGCCAUUGGUGUGUUGUCUUACUGCGAUGUUUUCACCCCUCAGGCCUCAACAUCACUGACCUUCUUCUCCCGUCUCUCAUUCUUUUCUCCCUAACCCCCAUCUCUCUGCUACGAGCCCUUAUAUCCCUUUAUUCUGUCCUGUAUUCUAUACUCACAGACAGAGCUAAAGCUUGCCCGUCUAAUAUUAGUUUCACUGGGUUUGGAAGUUCAAGUACUUGCGUGUUCACUUUCUUCAUGGAGAUUUCUGAAAAUCCUGACAUGAAGGGUUUUCAGCUUAAAACCA